This is a messenger RNA of Penicillium antarcticum, 1944 nucleotides long. Its product is annotated as serine/threonine-protein kinase. NCBI's taxonomy places the organism in Eukaryota, Fungi, Ascomycota, Eurotiomycetes, Eurotiales, Aspergillaceae. The record is from RefSeq and is a predicted model, not a curated record. Gene Ontology annotation, molecular function: ATP binding; protein serine/threonine kinase activity. The transcript is spliced from 6 exons. Gene Ontology annotation, biological process: protein phosphorylation. Bases 1 to 1944 code for a protein of 647 amino acids.
AUGUCCUGGAAGCUCACUAAAAAAUUGAAGGAGACGCAUCUGGCGCCCCUGACCAACUUCGGUCGAUCGUCCUCUACCUCGACGAUCAAGGGCGACUCAAAUGGGGACGAGGCUCAAACCCCUGUGGCCUCUAACCCGCCUAGCAUCUCCUCCGGCGCCCCGUCAACAAACGGAAUUUCGGCUUCGGAAUCUCUCGUCUCCCCGCCUGUGGCUCCCGUGAACCCGGGUAUUCUCAUCGUCACUCUCCACGAAGGACGCAAUUUUUCUCUGUCCCCUCAUUUCCAGCAGAUCUUCAACUCGCAUUUCCAGAACAACUCUUACGCACCAUCGUCCUUACGCCCUAGCACCUCCUCUUCGUCACAUUCAUCCCAGAAUCAGCAAGGCUCCUAUGUGCCCUCAGGCCGCCCACAAUCCACAAGUGGGGGAAUAAAUGCCGCCCCCACUAUCCACGGUCGCUAUUCCACCAAAUACCUUCCUUAUGCCCUCCUUGAUUUCGAAAAGAACCAGGUCUUUGUGGAUGCCGUUUCGGGUUCUCCCGAGAGUCCAUUGUGGGCAGGUGACAGCACAGCGUUCAAAUUCGAUGUGUCCCGGAAGACCGAGUUGAAUGUGCAGCUGUACUUGCGUAACCCUGCUGCCCGGCCUGGUGCCGGUCGUAGUGAGGACAUCUUCUUAGGCGCAUGCAAGGUCCACCCUAAGUUUGAGGAGGCCCAACAACCAUAUGUGGAGGAUCCUAAGCUGAGCAAGAAGGACAACCAGAAGGCCGCUGCGGCUCAUGAAGAGCAGGCUCGUCAAGCUGGUGGGCCUGGUCAGUCGGGUGCCGAAUGGCUGGAUCUUCAAUUCGGUGCUGGCUCGAUCAAGAUUGGUGUCUCGUUUGUGGAGAACAGGCAGCGCAGUCUUAAGAUGGAAGACUUUGAUUUGCUCAAGGUCGUCGGAAAGGGUAGUUUCGGCAAGGUCAUGCAGGUCAUGAAGAAGGACACCGGCCGAAUCUACGCCCUCAAGACCAUCCGCAAGGCUCAUAUUAUCUCACGAUCUGAAGUCACACAUACACUUGCUGAGCGAUCUGUGCUUGCACAGAUCAACAAUCCGUUCAUUGUUCCACUGAAGUUCUCAUUCCAGUCGCCUGAGAAGCUGUAUCUUGUUCUGGCUUUUGUGAAUGGUGGAGAGUUGUUCCACCAUUUGCAAAGGGAACAGCGAUUUGACAUCAACAGAGCCCGUUUCUAUACCGCAGAGUUGCUGUGCGCUCUCGAGUGUCUGCAUGGGUUCAAGGUUAUUUACCGAGAUCUCAAGCCUGAGAACAUUCUUCUGGAUUACACUGGACAUAUUGCUCUUUGUGAUUUCGGUCUUUGCAAGCUGGACAUGAAGGACGAGGAUCGGACAAACACCUUCUGUGGAACUCCUGAAUAUCUCGCCCCCGAACUUCUCCUUGGCAAUGGCUACACCAAGUCCGUCGAUUGGUGGACUCUAGGAGUCCUGCUCUAUGAGAUGUUGACUGGUCUUCCUCCAUUCUAUGAUGAGAACACCAACGAGAUGUACCGCAAGAUCUUGCAAGAGCCUUUGACUUUCCCUACCAGCGAUAUCGUCCCUCCCGCCGCUCGGGAUCUUCUUACCCGCCUGCUGGACCGUGAUCCCGUGCGCCGACUGGGCGCCAACGGUGCCGCUGAAAUCAAGUCGCACCACUUUUUCGCCAACAUUGACUGGCGCAAGCUUCUCCAGAGAAAGUACGAGCCCAGCUUCCGGCCGAACGUGUUGGACGCCCGUGACACGGAUAACUUCGACCGCGAGUUCACUUCCGAGGCACCCCAGGACUCCUACGUCGAGGGUCCCGUCCUGUCGCAGACCAUGCAGCAACAGUUCGCAGGCUGGUCCUACAACCGACCAGUGGCUGGUCUCGGCGACGCAGGUGGCAGUGUCAAAGACCCAUCCUUCGGUAGCAUCCCGGAGUAG